UUUCCUAAUAUCGCAAACUUAAUCGCAAGCUUCGAAUUCCGUGGCUAUCUCUCCAUGAUAAAUGUUACAAUCAGCUCAGCUGUUGUGGUAUCGUGACGAGUUUCCGGUGGAAAUCAACACAUGAUAAAAGAAGAGAAUCAGCUGUUUGUUCUAUCCAAACGCAUGCGCAAACUGGCCGGCACUAAAAGCACGUGAACGCAUAUAUAAACAGAAAAUGACAGCCAAGAUCGGUGGAUAAUUUGUGGAGAGAACGCUAUUGUUGUUUAUGAAUUAUUAAUCGAUAGUAGAUCGGAUUGAAGAAUUGCGUAUUCGAUGCCGCUUGGUAGCAAGCCAGAAUGCGCAAAAUGUGGGACUCGCGAGACCCCAUUGUGGCAUUCGACCGAUGCCGGAAACUUGUGCAACGAUGCCGAGGCGAAUUCGUCCUCCAAGGCAGACGAGGAGGAUAAGAAUGGCUCGCUAAGACCUAGAAGAAGCACGAGGAUCACGAGAUAUUGCAAUGCGAAGGCAACAGGACCGCAUAAAGUUAUACCUAAAGGCAAGGGUCGCAGGAACUUGUUUAAGAAAACGCCAGUCAAAGGACCCACUGCUACUGCAACUCCAGUCACUAGUAACUUUGUAUUUUAUAAAGGCACAUAUUUUCAAGUUGGAGAUAUAGUUUCUAUGCAAGACAUAGAUGGUGGUAUUUAUUAUGCUCAAAUACGUGGUUUAUUAACGGAUCAGUAUUGUGAAAAGAGCGCUGCUGUUACCUGGCUAUUACCCACUACAGCAAGUCCACCACCAGAAGAAGGUUUCAUUCCUGAAACUUACAUAAUAGGACCCGAGGAAGAUUUACCACGCAAAUUAGAGUGUAUGGAGUUUGUUAUGCAUGCUCCAUCGGAUUAUUUUAAGUUAAAGAACACACCCUAUCCACCCAUGCUUACAGAAAAAGGAAUCGGUUACAUAUGGACAACUCUUAGAAAUGAAAUAGCUAUGUCUAAAAAAUGAUAAAUAUACUUUGGAACAUAAUUGUCAAUGAUUCAACUGCAUAAAAAAAUAGUAUCGUUUUUAUCAUUUUAUAUAUGUAAAUUAUUUAUUAUAGAUAGUUUUUUUUAAAAGAUGUAUUAUAUUUUUUAGUCAAAAAUGCUAUUCAACAGUGAAAGUACGUAAAGAGUGUUGCAAAACUUGUAUUAGUAGAACAGAAAUAUGCAUGGAAAAUAAUACAUGCUGUGCUAGCUUAUUUAUUAAAUAUACUUCGUUACAAUAUA
Molecule: messenger RNA, 1244 nt
Organism: Formica exsecta
Lineage: Eukaryota; Metazoa; Arthropoda; Insecta; Hymenoptera; Formicidae
Product: GATA zinc finger domain-containing protein 1
Exons: 3
Coding region: 313-984 (223 amino acids)
Biological process (GO): chromatin organization
Cellular component (GO): nucleus
Source: RefSeq, a predicted model, not a curated record